Molecule: messenger RNA, 297 nt
Organism: Bursaphelenchus okinawaensis
Lineage: Eukaryota; Metazoa; Nematoda; Chromadorea; Rhabditida; Aphelenchoididae
Source: the annotation of a GenBank genome assembly
AUGAAGACCUACCACACCAGAACGCCAUCCAGGUCUCUACCAACUCCUCGAUUCACUGAUGUAGUACCACUAAAUAUUGAUGACGAUUUCUGUCAUCACAAUGAUCUGUAUUUACCUCUGUACGGACUCACGAGAGAGGUAGCCAUCAUCAGACUAUCAUUCAAAGCCACGAUUACAGCCCCUAUAAGGCAUCGUGCACCGUGGAUUAUGCUACCAUACGGUGGUAGCAUCCAGACUUUACUACAAGAGUUCAAAUCCGCCGCAAAAGUGACGGAUAUCAACAGCCAACUUCACUGA